AUAUUAGUCAGAAAACAUCAAUUAAUACGAAUUCUUUAUAUAUAAUUGUUUCAUAUUUUCAAAAAAACGAGGUUCAAGUUUCAUUUGAUGUAAUAAACUUGUAUCCAUCAAUACUACUAAAGGAAGCCACUUUAGUUCUUAUAGACCAAUUAAAAAAAGAUGAUUCCUACAAAUAUUCUACCAAACUUACUAUAUCUGAAACAAGACAACUCAUAGAGCUUUGUUUACACCGUUGUUAUUUCCUUUGGAAUAACGAAAUCCAUGAACUUAAGAAUUCUGAUCCUAUAGGUCUUUUAUUUAUGGUCGUACUUGCAGAAUCAUUUUAAUAACAUCAUUAACAAAAAGCUAUCAAAAUUGCAAUAGCAUUAAAUCCUUCUCUUGACCUAAAAUCCUAUCUAAGAUAUGUCGAAGAUAGUCACGCUAGAUUUUCCAACACUCAAGAAGCAGAACAAUUCCUAACUAUCUUAAACAAACAACACCCUGCAAUACAAUAUACAAUCGAAACUGAAAGCAAAAAUAGAACUCUAAACUUCCUCGAUUUAACCAUAAUAAAUAACAACAAAGAAAAAUACGAGUUUAAAGUUUACAGAAAGGAAGCCAUUACUAAUAUCCAAAUUAAACAUCACUACAAUCAUGACCCUAAAAUUCUAAACGCAAUAUUUAAAGGUUACGUUCGCAGAGCUUAUUCUUUAUGCAGUAAUUUAUAUUUACAAGAUGAGAUUAAUUUCUUUAUUCAAAUGUUUAACAAAAAUGGGUACAACUUAUGCCAACUUAAACGAAUUGCAAAAUUAUUUGGAAAUAAACGGUCGCUAAAAAUCAAUAAAAUUCAAUCAGACUCUCUUAACAUCCCUACUUUAUCGUUGCCGAGGAUACCAUCACUAUCCCCAAAACUAAGGAAAAUAUUUCGGAAAGCUGGCUAUAGAGUAGUUUUCAAAUCAGCCGUGGCGCAGUGGUAGCGCACUUGCCUCAGAAACAAAAGAAACAUAAAAAUGCUUGAAGUUAAUUAUAUGUUCAAAAGCUGUCAAAAUAAAAUGGUGAAUUGAGUUUAAAUUAACUAGAAAAGAUAUAAACGUUAUCUUUGGUAUUCAACUUGUAAGAAUGCUCCAAGAACCACUUAGUUGGAGAAGGAAAACUGUGUGGAACGAACUGUUGAAUAGCACUUUAAAUACGUCAUGGCACCACGCACCCUUGUGAGAUAUUUGUAUUUCUGAGUUCAGACUUGAACACAUUUGAAUGCAAUUUUUUGAAGAAUUUAGAAGAAAUAUGUUCGCCCCCAAAAGAUUUUAUAAUGCAAAAUUUAAACUUAAUGAAAGAAAGUAUAAUAAGAAGUCUCCGUGAACGAUUGUUUUACGAAGUACUGGAUAGCUUUACUAGUGAAUAAUUCAGAGAGAUUAACAUUACGUUAGACUCAGAAAAUCCAAUGGAUAAAAAUCUUCCUAAACGGUACAAAACAACCAAAUGUUUAGAAGAUAUAUUUAUCUUCUCGAUAACUCUAUGCGAAAAUCAGUUGCACAAAGAGAUCUCAAAGACAUUAAUCUCUUUCAAGAAUAUAGAAACUGCGCACUUUGACGAUAAGUUUUUAGCUUUAUCAUUAAAAGAUUUAUUACAAAUUUCAAAUUCAAUCCAGAUCGAAAAUAUAGAAAUAAAAGUGGAAUUAGGUUUGUUAAAAGAAAAAAUAAGUAUACAAAAUGAGCUUAUUCAAGACCUAAAAAUCAACUGAGUCAAAACAUAAAUAAUAGUUCAAAUCCACACCAUAAAAACACGUGCUCAAAAUCUAUUGCUGAAGUUACACAAAACUUCAAUAAGUCUUGCGGUAAAUUAUCUGAAAAUAUCCCCAAAGUAUCAAAUGCAAAUACUGAAAAAGUAAAAUCCGGCUUUCGAAUUAUAACACGCUAAGUGAAAAUAAAAAUUCCGAACUCACCGCAAAUGUUGCAAAAGAUAUUUUAUACAGAAAUCCAACCGCAUAAUGUCAACACGUAUGCAAAGAUUGUGGCUCAAAAACAACAGACCACAGAUAAAACUAAACAUUCAAAUUUUGGAUUUAAAGAAAAACUUUCAAAUAUUGAUAAUAAUCCAAAUAGUUUUAUUUUAGUUGGCAAAAAUAAUAAACCUCCCCGCCAAACAAGUAUUAUACCCUUAGAAAAAAAACAUAGAUUAAUUGAGUAUGUAUUUGGAACAAAAAUUCCGGGAAAUGAAACUAUUGCUGGUAAUCGAAUAAUUCGCAAUUUUGCAGUAUUUAUAGGUGGUGUAAGCAACCGAAUAAAUGAAGAACAUCUUAAACUGUAUAUGGAAACUGAAUUAGGUAUCACGCCUAUAUCAAUUACUCUAAACAGAGAAAAUGAGUUUAAUAGAUCAUAUAGAAUCUCUGUAAAUAAUUCAGAAAAAGGUAAAAUUUUCAACCCUUCGUUAUGGGAUAAUAAUAUCAUUAUUAAACCGUUCCGGAAAAGGCGCAUAUAUUCUAAUGUGGAUCAACAUUUUGUAUCUAACUUGAACCAGAAAAAAUAUUACUAACUAAAAUGGCUUCAAACAACAUAUUAAAGGAAGAAAAUCUUCCAAAAACGUUUAGUUUGUGUACAUUUAAUUGUCAGGGACUAAAAUCAAAUAUUAAAUAUACUGAGACCCUAAUAAUUUCUCAUGACAUAACAUUUCUGUGUGAACACUGGAUAUCAAAACUCGAAUAUUCUAUUAUCAAAAACAUUUGUAAAAACUCCCACUCGUUAUAUUUCAGCCAGGCAAAUAAACACGAACAGAGUCGACCAUUUGGUGGAAAUGCCUUUUUUAUAAGAAAGAAUCAAUUUCAAAAUAUCAUAUCUCUUUACGAAGAUGAGAAUAUAUUUGUAAUAAAGUUAAAAAAAAAUUAUAUCGACAUUAUUGUAGUUGGCAUUUAUCUAACCUUGUCACGAAACAAUCAAAAAUCAUUGGAAAAAUACAAAAGUCAAUUAGAUAUACUUAAAGGAAUUAUAAAUAGUCAUAAGGGUAAUGGCGAAGUAAUUAUACUAGGAGAUUUCCAGUCAUUUCCGCACGGAAUUUACGAUCUAUUCGAAAGAACUAGCUCUAAGAGAAAUAAUUAUUCUUUAAUUUUAUCUGAAUUUAUUGAAUCAAACGAAUUAGAAUUAGUCGACGUAACUAAAGGCUCUGGUCCUGCAAUCACAUAUCAACAUCUUACAUUACUAAAUACAUCGUAUAUUGAUCAUAUAGCUAUUUCAAAGCAUACAUCUCUUCUUGUAUAUAAAUGUAUCGUUAAUUCUCCUUUCUUUCAAAAUGUAAGUGAUCACUUGCCGCUAUCAAUUUCAAUAGGAAUUAAAGGUCAUUAUUCACAAAAAAGGUCAUUAUUUACAAGAAAAUAUAAACAAAAUAACAGAGGAUUAUAGCACUCCAACUUAUCUCUGGAGUAAUCUAGACUUUAUAAACUUAUAUAAGGAUCACUUAAAUACAAGUUUCAAUAAUCUUAUCCUUAUUGGUAAUUUUGAAAAUGAACUUGCCCAAAUCUAUACUACUAUUACUAAUAGUGGAGCAUGGACU
This is a messenger RNA of Hydra vulgaris (swiftwater hydra), 3522 nucleotides long. Lineage: Eukaryota; Metazoa; Cnidaria; Hydrozoa; Anthoathecata; Hydridae. The record is from RefSeq and is a predicted model, not a curated record.